AUGGAUUCCAGCACCAAAGCGGAAUGCCACGCUCACCAUAUAGACUUCGCAGAAGAUCAGACUAACAAUGUAUUGGAGAAAAACCUUCGGGAUGAUAAAAGCGUCUUUUUGGAUCCUGAGUCAUGCAACUUGGGGGAAUUAAAUGUCACUACAGAUCAUGAUGAUGUACUGGUCCCCCAACCGUCAGACGAUCCCCAGGAUCCGUUGAACUGGGGCUCUAGCAGAAAACAUGCCGUUCUUGCAGUCGUUAUUGCUUGUUCUUUCUUACCCGACUACGGCAGUGUCACCGGUGCUGCAACCUUGACACUGCAAGCAGAAGAAUACGGCAUCUCACCCGACUUAGUCAAUCAUUCACAAUCUGGAAACCAAUUCAUGGUCGGUGCGGGAGGAAUCAUUGCUGUUAUGUUGUCUGCAUACUUCGGUCGUCUACCGGUGCUUUUCUGGUUUAUGGUUGCGGCUUUUGCAACAGCUGCUGGCCAGGCGGGCUCGAAUGGUUUCAUAGGGUUCUUUGUUCCACGAGUCAUGAACGGGUUCUUCACGGGAGUCGCGCAAGGAGGCGGCUUGAUGUUCAUUAAGGAUCUGUUCUUCCUUCACGAGCAGGCGCGCAAAAUCAACCUUUGGCAGUCAUGUGUGAUUCUUUCUCCUUUCCUUGGCCCUCUCCUCGCAUCAUUCAUGACCAUCAGCCUAUCGUGGCGGUGGCCGUUCUGGUUAUAUACGAUCUUAACGGGCCUCGCUCUCAUGGGAGUAAUCUUCUGCGGCCAGGAAACAUUCUACAACCGCCAAAUCCCACCAUACCAGCAGCCAGCCCGUUUAUCGCGAUCUCUGCGGCUAAUCGGCGUUGAACAAUGGCGAUCCCGCUCUCAAAGGAACCCAUUUAUCGAAGCCAUUUCACGGUCUUUGCUUGUCCUUGGAAAACCAGUUAUUCUUCUUACAAACCUCUACUACGUCUGCAUUUUUGCAUGGCUCGUCGCUAUCAAUGCGACGCUUCCCAUCUUCCUUAGUUCUCUGUAUGGAUUUGGACCUAAGCAGAUCGGUUUUAUGUACUUUGCUCCCGUUGUCGCAGCCAUAAUAGCAUAUACCCUAGGCCACUGGCUCCACGACGCGCUAGCAAACUUCUACGUCCGAAGAAACAACGGCGUAUUUCACCCCGAAUCGCGACUUAUAAUCGUGUGGCUCGCUAUGCCGUUCAUGCUCUCGGGUCUGGUAAUAGUUGGCUUUGCGUUGCAGCGCCACUACCACUACAUGCUCGUCGCACUGGGUUGGGGCCUUUAUACAUUUGGCAUGAUUCUUAACUCCGCCAGCGUGAAUAUGUAUGUACUUAAUUCUUACCCGGAAGCCAGUGGUGAAGUAGGCAUGUGGAUUAAUUUCUCGCGCACUGCCGGGGGUUUUAUUAUCAGUUAUUUUCAGGUAAAAUGGGUUAGUCGUGUUGGUGCAGAGGCGACAUUUGGCAUCCAAGCAGCUAUUUGUGCUUUUGCCUUUUCUAUUAUCAUUUUGUUGCAAUUCCGUGGGAAGGAGUUGAGGGCCUGGGGAGGAGAAUUGAAUUUCAAGACGAACUAA
Messenger RNA from Penicillium verhagenii, 1557 nucleotides. RefSeq lists its product as uncharacterized. The record is from RefSeq and is a predicted model, not a curated record. NCBI's taxonomy places the organism in Eukaryota, Fungi, Ascomycota, Eurotiomycetes, Eurotiales, Aspergillaceae. Gene Ontology annotation, biological process: transmembrane transport. Bases 1 to 1557 code for a protein of 518 amino acids. The transcript is spliced from 5 exons. Gene Ontology annotation, molecular function: transmembrane transporter activity.